AUGAUUCAAAACUUCCAUCUUGGAAUAAUCAAGGUUCAUAAUCAUCAUCAUCAUCAUCAUCAUCAUCAUCAUCAUCAUCAUCAUCAUCAUCAUCAUCAUCAUCAUCAUCAUCAUCAUCAUCAUCAUCAUCAUCAUCAUCAUCAUCAUCAUCAUCAUCAUCAUCAUCAUCAUCAUCAUCAUCAUCAUCAUCAUCAUCAUCAUCAUCAUCAUCAUCAUCAUCAUCAUCAUCAUCAUCAUCAUCAUCAUCAUCAUCAUCAUCAUCAUCAUCAUCAUCAUCAUCAUCAUCAUCAUCAUCAUCAUCAUCAUCAUCAUCAUCAUCAUCAUCAUCAUCAUCAUCAUCAUCAUCAUCAUCAUCAUCAUCAUCAUCAUCAUCAUCAUCAUCAUCAUCAUCAUCAUCAUCAUCAUCAUCAUCAUCAUCAUCAUCAUCAUCAUCAUCAUCAUCAUCAUCAUCAUCAUCAUCAUCAUCAUCAUCAUCAUCAUCAUCAUCAUCAUCAUCAUCAUCAUCAUCAUCAUCAUCAUCAUCAUCAUCAUCAUCAUCAUCAUCAUCAUCAUCAUCAUCAUCAUCAUCAUCAUCAUCAUCAUCAUCAUCAUCAUCAUCAUCAUCAUCAUCAUCAUCAUCAUCAUCAUCAUCAUCAUCAUCAUCAUCAUCAUCAUCAUCAUCAUCAUCAUCAUCAUCAUCAUCAUCAUCAUCAUCAUCAUCAUCAUCAUCAUCAUUAA
Schistosoma spindalis is the source of this 717-nucleotide messenger RNA. NCBI's taxonomy places the organism in Eukaryota, Metazoa, Platyhelminthes, Trematoda, Strigeidida, Schistosomatidae. The record is from the annotation of a GenBank genome assembly.